AUGAUUUUGAGUAUUUUGGUGGUUGUAAUCGUGAUAACGUCGGCCUGUUUUAUAACCAACUGUCCUCCGGGAGGCAAAAGGUCUUUGAGUCACGAGACGCCCAAAAAACAGUGCACGCGUUGCGGUCCGUCGGGAAGCGGACGCUGUUUUGGCGCCAACAUAUGCUGCGGCGGAUCCAUUGGCUGUCAUCUUAACAAUAAAUUUACGGCCGUUUGCAGUACUGAGGACUAUAGCCCUCAUCCCUGUUAUAAUGAGGGCAGACAAUGCGCUAACGGCAAAGNGCUUACUGAGGACUAUAGCCCUCAUCCCUGUUAUAAUGAGGGCAGACAAUGCGCUAACGGCAAAGGUGUCUGUGCUCUAGACUCGACCUGUUGUACAUCAGGCUUAAUUUUGGACUACAAUAUCGAGACCGUGAGAGCGAUUACCAAUGAGACCAUAAACCGUUUGGUCGAUGACUUUAAGCAACAAUUGGUGAGCAAUGUGUCCGUCGAAACACAUAUUAUCUCAGAUUUUGCUGAUUUUGAAAACGAUGUCGAAGAAGACCCGUCUGUUUGUAAACAGCUUAUGGUCAUAAUAAGUGCUUUGAAAUGUGCAAAAACCAAAAUUCUGUAUUCAUUACUACGAGAGAACUGUCCGUCAACUCUAUUGUUGUCCGUAAUCGAGAACAACUGUAUGCGACCGCCGGCUGACCAGGGAUUAGGAUUUCCAGUUAUGAAAUCAAUUAAUGAUAUAAUACCAAUGCUAAUCGAUAUGAAGUAUGACUUUAUGAGUGAAUGGGAUCACAUCCAUCUAAUCCACGACCACAGAUUAGACACAAAAACAUUGGAUGACUUAAUUAAGGGAUUGAAAGGAGUCUCUGGUUCUGGAAUCAGAGGCACAACAGUUACUACUUAUAGGCUUACGAUUACUGGCGACGAA
Medioppia subpectinata is the source of this 918-nucleotide messenger RNA. The record is from the annotation of a GenBank genome assembly. Lineage: Eukaryota; Metazoa; Arthropoda; Arachnida; Sarcoptiformes; Oppiidae.